Adineta steineri is the source of this 357-nucleotide messenger RNA. NCBI's taxonomy places the organism in Eukaryota, Metazoa, Rotifera, Eurotatoria, Adinetida, Adinetidae. The record is from the annotation of a GenBank genome assembly.
AUGUCAUCCACUGGUUCAGACGAUAAAAAUAACACAGAUGAUUUAAAUACUAAAAUUAAACAAUUGAUUCAAGAUCAUAAAGUUAUUGUUUUUUCUAAAACUUAUUGUCCAUAUUGUACAAAAGCAAAAAAGGUUCUUGGUAAGUAUAAAAUAAAAGAUUAUAAAGUCAUCGAACUUGAUGAUAUGAGUGAUGGAGAUAAAUAUCAAGAUAUACUUGGUGAAAUGACAAAUGCAAGUACAGUUCCUCGUGUAUUCAUUAAUGGAGAAUGUAUUGGUGGUGGUGAUGAUACCGAAAGAUUAGAGAAAAAAGGUGAACUUGAAAAAAAAUUAAAACAAGCUGAUGCAUUAGAGAAUUAA